Messenger RNA from Capsella rubella, 666 nucleotides. RefSeq names its product 60S ribosomal protein L26-2. The transcript has a single exon. Gene Ontology annotation, biological process: cytoplasmic translation; ribosomal large subunit biogenesis. The record is from RefSeq and is a predicted model, not a curated record. Lineage: Eukaryota; Viridiplantae; Streptophyta; Magnoliopsida; Brassicales; Brassicaceae. Gene Ontology annotation, molecular function: structural constituent of ribosome; RNA binding. The coding region runs from base 63 to 503 and encodes 146 amino acids. Gene Ontology annotation, cellular component: cytosolic large ribosomal subunit; ribosome.
ACUUGUUGAGCCACACACAAAAACCCUAAUCUCUUCAUUUUGUUUCACAAGUUGUGCGGAAGAUGAAGUACAAUCCUCGUGUGACCUCUUCUCGCAGGAAGAACAGGAAGGCUCACUUCACAGCUCCUUCAAGCGUGAGGCGCGUGCUGAUGAGCUCGCCGUUGUCGAAAGAACUCCGUCAGAAGCACAAUGUGAGAUCGAUGCCAAUUCGUAAAGACGACGAAGUGCAAGUUGUUCGUGGGACGUUCAAGGGAAGGGAAGGGAAGGUGAUGCAGGUGUAUCGCCGCAAGUGGGUCAUUCACAUCGAGAGAAUCACAAGGGAGAAAGUCAACGGAACUACGGUCAACGUCGGCGUCAAUGCGUCAAAUGUGAUGAUCACUAAGCUCCGUAUGGACAAGGAUAGGAAAUCUCUUUUGGAGCGUAAGGCUAAUGGACGCGCCGCUGCCGAUAAGGAGAAGGGAACCAAGUUUACGGCGGGAGAUGUUAUGGAGAACGUAGAUUGAGAUUUAAAGAGUUCUUUUUUUAUUAGUUUUAUAUUUUUAUUAAGUUCAUAUGAAAUUUUUGAUUCCAAGGAUGAUGAUAUGAUUCAGAACUCGGAAAUCUAUUUUUAUUGAGAUUGUCUAUCGUGAUUGAAGCAUUUGAUUGAGAUUUAAAUCGUUACUGAUA